AUGUCAUCAUUUAGCGAACAUGCAAGCGAAUUAGGCAAUGUUGUACCAAGUAAACCAUUGAUAUUUAUGAAACCUUCCAGUGCUUUUGUUAUUGAACCAAAUAAAAUCAUAAUUCCACCAGAAUGGGAUGAACUUCAUCAUGAAGUUGAAUUAGGUGUUAUUAUAGAUAAACAAUGUCGAAAUGUUAAUAAAGAUCAAGCUGAGGAAAAUGUUGGUGGAUAUUGUCUUGCACUUGAUAUGACUGCACGAAAAAUUCAAGAUCAAUUAAAAAAACAAGGUCAUCCAUGGUUACUUGCAAAAGGUUUUGAUACAUCAUGUCCAUGUGGUGAUUUUAUUGAUAAAAAUAAACUUGAUGCAUCAUCUAUUAAUCUUUGGCUUAGUGUUAAUGGGCAAAUGAGACAAAAUGGUCAUACACGUGAUAUGAUUUUUUCAAUUGCAGAUAUGAUUGUUUAUAUAUCAAAAUAUAUAACACUUGAACAUGGAGAUUUAAUUUUAACUGGUACACCAGCGGGUGUUGGACCAGUUAAAAGAGGAGAUCAAAUUGAAGCUGGUAUAAAUGGUGAUAAUAAUUUUAAAUAUUCGAUGAAAUUCAAUGUUGCUUCUCAAUAA
This is a messenger RNA of Rotaria sp. Silwood1, 609 nucleotides long. The record is from the annotation of a GenBank genome assembly. NCBI's taxonomy places the organism in Eukaryota, Metazoa, Rotifera, Eurotatoria, Philodinida, Philodinidae.